Diachasmimorpha longicaudata is the source of this 1273-nucleotide messenger RNA. RefSeq lists its product as uncharacterized. The record is from RefSeq and is a predicted model, not a curated record. The transcript is spliced from 3 exons. Lineage: Eukaryota; Metazoa; Arthropoda; Insecta; Hymenoptera; Braconidae. Bases 122 to 1036 code for a protein of 304 amino acids.
GAACAUUCGCGUUCAUUUUUUAUCAUAACCUUUGGAAGAAUGCGAAAGUCACAGUUAGAUUUCACCGUACAGAUGCUAUUGAACGAACCAAUCAACAACUUUAUCAAUAAUUAUCAACGACAUGAAUAUCACCACGACCUACAGCAAUGAUUACGAGUGGCCACAUGUGAAAAACUUUCCAAUACCUCCACAAACAUUUCAAAUGACGCAACAGUUACCUCAAAAUAAUGAGGAGUUCAUUUGUAAUGAGCCAUUACACGAAAAUCAAGUGAGACAUGAGUGGAAAUCAACGUCCCAAUCGGACGGAUAUGAGUGGAGUCGCCUGGGACCAAUGAGGUUACUCCUUGAACCCAAACUUUAUGCAGUGAAUACAGCCUUGGACGUCAAUCCUGAUAAACCAAUUCAAUGCAAUAGUAUUAAAAAUUGGACAAAAACGUUUGAAGAGUUGUCAUCUCCACGAGAGCCAUCGAUGCCUGGUUAUGAUACCCUCAGGAUCAUACAUGAAAAUCGAUUGAAGAGUACAUAUCAAGUAGAUUAUGAUCAUUUAGUGGAAUAUCCUUACAUUGAUUACGACAAAGAAAUCAAUGUGAAGGACAAGUCUCCAGAGGUAAAAUGCAGAGUGCCAGUUAAAUUACCUUACAUUGGAGGACAUGAAAUACCUGGAAGGCCUCCACGUAGCACAGCUUUCGAUCAACCGUCUGACAAGUCAGCCAGUGGGCAGAAUGUAGCAAGUAGAACAAAUACUACCGCAAGCCAACCACCAGACUCGAAAGACUAUCAGGACUCCAAAGCAACGAAUGUUAUUACCAAAAUGCCUCUGGGGGUAUCAAAGAUGCAGCGAAGAAAAAAUUUGAAAACGAUAAAAAAAUCUAACAGAAAAUUUGAACAAAUGGUGCCUGGAAAUGCAGCCAAACAACAACAUCAAUUUGCAGACCCUUGGACGAGUGAAUAUAGCGAUGCUAUAUCUUUUACAGCAGAUGAAAUCAUGAGAAAUAAAUUGCAUUGCACGACUAAGAAAUGUAGAGAAGGAAAAUGAUUGAUGAUGAUGAGGCACAUCGUAAAAAUUCAACUUUAAUUAGACUGUGGAGAAUUUCAAUUUUUUUAAUGAAAAAAUACCAGAGUAUGUUGAUAACAUGAAAAAUGUAGAUAAAUAAAAAUUUAAUGAAUGAUUUAAUCACUUUAAUGAGUGUAUAUCACUUUUAUCAAUACGUAUGAUUAAAUAUAUAAUACAAAACAUGUAUAUUUGUAAUUUAAUUUAUAUGUUAAGUUUUAU